This is a messenger RNA of Arachis duranensis, 1072 nucleotides long. RefSeq names its product 2-hydroxyisoflavanone dehydratase. Gene Ontology annotation, molecular function: hydrolase activity. The transcript has a single exon. Bases 104 to 1003 code for a protein of 299 amino acids. The record is from RefSeq and is a predicted model, not a curated record. NCBI's taxonomy places the organism in Eukaryota, Viridiplantae, Streptophyta, Magnoliopsida, Fabales, Fabaceae.
CAAAUUCCAAAGUCAAUAAUUGCAGCUUGAUAUCUAGAUAGUUCAGCAACCUAACUAAUAAAUCAGAGAUCAGAGUGACCAAGUAACUGAAUUCAGUUCAUUCAUGGCUUCGAAGGAGAUUGAGAAGGAGAUCCCAACAUACAUCACUCUGUACAAAGACGGAACAGUAGAUCGGCCACGACAAACCCCAUACGCGGCACCCUCUCUUGAUGGAACUCCUCAUGUCUCAUCCAAAGACAUAAUCAUCUCACAAAAUCCUUCCAUCUCUGCACGUCUCUACCUUCCAAAACCCCUUCCUCAAACCCACAAACUCCCAAUCUUGGUCUACUUCCAUGGCGGUGGCUUCUUCUUCGAAUCCGCCUUCUCUGAACUCUACCACAACUACUUCAACACCUUCGUCCCCGCCGCUUACGAUGAUUGCUUCGCCGCUCUUCAAUGGGUCGCUUCUCACUCCUCCAAUAACACUACCGAGCCAUGGUUGAUCGAUUACGGUGACUUCUCCAGAAUCUUCAUAGGCGGCGACAGUGCUGGUGGCAACAUCGUGCAUAACGUGGCCAUGCGAGCUGGUUCUGAAGCUCUAGAAGAGGGUGGCAAUGUGAAUCUUCUAGGCGCUAUUUAUGUGCACCCUUACUUCUACAGUUCAGAGGCAAUUGGAUCUGAGUCUGUGAGCGAGCAUGAAAAGAGUUUGGGUUAUAUUGUUUGGGAUUUUGUUUACCCGAAUGCGCCAGGUGGAAUCAACAACCCUAUGGUGAAUCCCUUUGCUCCUGGGGCUCCCAGCUUGGCUAGCCUUGGGUGUUCUAAGAUACUAGUGUGUCUCGCUGGCAAUGAUUCCAUAAGGGACAGAGGGAUUUGGUUCUUUGAGGGUCUCAACAAGAGUGGGUGGAAAGGUAAAUCCGAGCUCUUUGAAGAGGCAGGCGAGGACCAUGUUUAUCACAUCUUCCAUCCUGAAACUGAGAAAGCCAAGAAAAUCACAGAUCGCAUGGCUUCUUUUAUUUUACAUUGAUCACAAUAGCCUACCCUUGUUUGUAUUUGUAUUUGUAUUUGUAUGAGUAUGUCCAUUCCGCUUCUUUAA